AGGAAGGGAGCGUAUUUUUUAUUCUCAUUGACAUUUAAACUCUUUGGCACAUCCAAAUGUGAAUAAAACUGGACAAUAAACCUCAGCAUUAUUUGCUCUAGGAACUUUUGGGCUGGUAUAACACAAGUAUCGGGACCACUAAAGCGCCCGUCCGCAAUUUCAGGGAUUUCCAAUUGUACUCAAGAUCACUGGGAAACUAUUCUGCUGCUGAACUCUUUCAAGAUAUUCGCCAGCAUUUUAAUCCGGUUCAGAUUGAAAACUGACAAGGACUUUGACGUCGGCGCAGGAUGCCACAGAAAGGAAUACAAUAACUAGUGAGCGGCAGAUGAGGCUCUUUAAAUUGUUUUAAGCGGACAAACAACUCGUUUUCCAGAAUACUAUAACCGAGCCACGUGGGAGUCGGGCGUAGCCUCCAUGAUGCAGAACAAGGUGUAUGACAUCUGUAACGAAGGUCACAGUGGUGUGAAUCAGCUUGGCGGUGUAUUUGUCAACGGUAGACCACUGCCUGACUCAACAAGGCAGAAAAUAGUUGAGCUUGCACACAGUGGCGCGCGACCGUGCGACAUCUCCAGGAUACUGCAGACCCAUGCUGAUGCAAAAGUCCAAGUGCUGGACAAUGAAAACGUAUCAAACGGGUGCGUGAGCAAAAUCCUGGGCAGAUACUAUGAAACUGGCUCAAUCAGACCCAGGGCAAUCGGGGGUAGCAAACCAAGAGUAGCGACUCCUGAAGUGGUCGGGAAAAUUGCGCAAUACAAGAGGGAGUGCCCUUCUAUCUUCGCCUGGGAAAUCCGAGACAGACUUCUAUCAGAGGGGGUCUGCACCAACGAUAAUAUACCCAGUGUAAGUUCAUUGAGUGUGUCAUCAAUAAACAGAGUCCUUCGCAACCUGGCUAGCGAAAAGCAACAGAUGGGUGCAGAUGGCAUGUAUGAUAAAUUAAGAAUGCUGAACGGUCAAACUGGAACUUGGGGGACACGUCCGGGCUGGUACCCCGGAACCUCGGUACCAGGGCAACCAAACCAAGAUGGUUGUCAGCAGCAGGAUGGAGGUGAAAACACAAAUUCAAUCAGUUCGAACGGAGAGGAUUCAGAUGAGACACAAAUGAGGCUUCAGCUGAAGAGAAAGUUGCAAAGAAAUCGAACAUCGUUUACGCAAGAGCAAAUAGAAGCCCUGGAAAAAGAGUUUGAAAGAACUCACUAUCCAGACGUUUUCGCAAGGGAGAGACUAGCAGCCAAAAUAGACCUCCCAGAAGCCAGAAUACAGGUGUGGUUUUCUAACAGAAGAGCGAAAUGGAGGAGAGAAGAAAAACUCCGAAAUCAGCGAAGACAAGCAAGCAAUUCUUCAAGUCACAUUCCCAUUAGCAGUAGCUUCAGUACGAGCGUCUAUCAGCCUAUUCCGCAGCCCACGACGCCCGUGUCCUUCACAUCAGGGUCAAUGUUGGGAAGGUCAGAUACAGCUCUGACAAACACAUACAGCGCCCUGCCACCCAUGCCAAGCUUCACUAUGGCCAACAACCUGCCUAUGCAACCCCCUGUACCCAGCCAGACAUCCUCCUAUUCCUGCAUGCUGCCCACCAGUCCUUCAGUGAAUGGGCGGAGCUAUGAAACAUACACGCCCCCUCAUAUGCAGGCACAUAUGAACAGCCAAUCAAUGGCCACUUCUGGUACAACCUCAACAGGUCUCAUCUCCCCUGGAGUAUCUGUCCCAGUCCAAGUUCCAGGCAGCGAACCUGACAUGUCUCAAUACUGGCCAAGACUACAGUAAAGAGAAGAACUACUUCACUUUGUGACUUUUCACUGAGGCUUGUCUGUCCAGCAGUAUUCUAUCAAGAACAGAGAGAGAAGAAAGACUCUGAAAGAGAUUUUUUUUUGGACUGGGAUUGUACCCUAUGCUAUGAGUCUUGGGACAAGAAGACUUGAAAAGAUUGACUUUUGUAAAGUGCCCGGUGUUAUAUCCUAAAUGGAACAAAACUCUUCGUUUUCGGUUUUGGACUUGCGUCAUUUUUUUGUGUUUUUGUAUAUGGCCAUUUGUACGUUAUGACAAACACAAGAACAACCAUGGAUGGACUAUGAGACUCAGUCAUUCUUUCAUCCGCCUGAAAAGGAGAAUCUGGGGGCAAGAUAAUCUGCUAUUAAUAGUUUUUUCUUAUAUCAAGUACUUCUACCAGUCUUUGUGCAGAUUGCGGACUCUGUCAAUACAAGCUCGUAUCAUUCCACUGCUGAGCUGGAAGAAAGAUGCUAGCUGUUUGUAAGCCCCUUUAUUUGUUUUUUCCCCCAAAAGUUUGUUGGCAGAGAAAACGUAUGAGGGAGCUCUACCUGCUGAAUAGGAAGCCAAACAAACAUUCGAUAGCUGAACAGUAGAUUGUGUCUUCGAUAUAAUUCAGUUUGUUUUUGUCAAUAUGUAUUUGUCUUCCCUAGAAAUCUCCCAAAACAAUUUCUAUAAUAAAGUUAAUUUCAUUUACGUUUCCCAGAAUAUUCUAUAGAUUUUUCAUGCACAUUUUCAUGCGUCAUAAAUACAUUUCUUUAGGUCAGGUAAAAACUCGUUGUUCUUAGAUAUAGUUGUACUGUAGUGUUUUUCAGUCAGAUCAUUUUUGUGCGACUAGAGAUAUUUCAUUCCUAUAAUUAAGUAAAAAAAAAUUGCUUGCCAGAAUUUUAUAUAUAAGCGUUUGGAAGUUGUUUACAACUACAUAUCAGAAUUGCCAUUGUUGAUUGUAAGAACAGACCAAAGCCUUGUAUUUCAUUUAUUACACAUUUUUCUUUUUUAUUAUUA
Molecule: messenger RNA, 2766 nt
Organism: Anguilla rostrata (American eel)
Lineage: Eukaryota; Metazoa; Chordata; Actinopteri; Anguilliformes; Anguillidae
Product: paired box protein Pax-6
Exons: 15
Coding region: 415-1761 (448 amino acids)
Biological process (GO): anatomical structure development; regulation of transcription by RNA polymerase II
Molecular function (GO): DNA-binding transcription factor activity, RNA polymerase II-specific; RNA polymerase II cis-regulatory region sequence-specific DNA binding
Source: RefSeq, a predicted model, not a curated record